This is a messenger RNA of Exaiptasia diaphana, 1783 nucleotides long. RefSeq lists its product as uncharacterized. The coding region runs from base 58 to 1701 and encodes 547 amino acids. The transcript has 4 exons. Lineage: Eukaryota; Metazoa; Cnidaria; Anthozoa; Actiniaria; Aiptasiidae. The record is from RefSeq and is a predicted model, not a curated record.
UAUUUUUGUUCAGAUGCAGUGCCUGUUCAAACCAAGCGAUUGGUGGUUGAUAAAUACAUGGAGGUUGAUCGUUUUAGAGAAGAACUUGUUUUGUUGAAGAAAGAGAUGUUCAGCUACAUGAAAUUUUACACUAACUACAAGCUGACUGCUCUCAGACAACAACUUCUAGACUUAGAUGCCUCCAUCAAGCAAUACAAAGAGAAUGUUGAUUUUCCAGUAACUGCCUCUGUAUGUAGCAAGUCAAAGAAUUGGUAUGAAUCUCCAAUGGCAGCGCUCAGCAUUCUAGAGGGAAAGAAGGCCCUCACCUUGGAAGGCAUAAGUUCUGCUAUGCAUCAAAUUGCAACUGGCCUUCAAGCCUUUGCUCCAGUACUGGGUAUAGACUUGGAACAAUUCCGGGAUAUGCCAAGUCCUGAUGAGGAAGAGCUUCUUGCUUCAGAAAGUGAAGAAGAGGAAAGUGACCAAGAGGCGGAAGAGGAUUUGGAAGUUGACAAGCAUGUAGUUUUACAUUCCGUAAAAGAUGUUUCACUAGCUUGUGAUUUUCACGUUAAUGUUGAAUCUCCAGCAAAUGGAGUGUACUGCUGGUGGUUUCCUGAAGAAAUCAGUCAAGGUUGCUAUAAUGGGAGAAAUGGAAGUAGCGCAUGUAGUGUCAUAUCAUUAAUUAUUGGCUAUGUCAUGAGUAAAGGAAAUGUACCACUUCCACCUUGUAGUCUACAACAACCUUUACCAGAUUUAUUAGUUAAAGCCAUAUGUGGAUCCAUACAACUCGGAAAUCAUCUUUAUGAUAAUUGGUAUGAAUCUCCAAUGGCAGCGCUCAGCAUUCUAGAGGGAAAGAAGGCCCUCACCUUGGAAGGCAUAAGUUCUGCUAUGCAUCAAAUUGCAACUGGCCUUCAAGCCUUUGCUCCAGUACUGGGUAUAGACUUGGAACAAUUCCGGGAUAUGCCAAGUCCUGAUGAGGAAGAGCUUCUUGCUUCAGAAAGUGAAGAAGAGGAAAGUGACCAAGAGGCGGAAGAGGAUUUGGAAGUUGACAAGCAUGUAGUUUUACAUUCCGUAAAAGAUGUUUCACUAGCUUGUGAUUUUCACGUUAAUGUUGAAUCUCCAGCAAAUGGAGUGUACUGCUGGUGGUUUCCUGAAGAAAUCAGUCAAGGUUGCUACAAUGGGAGAAAUGGAAGUAGUGCAUGUAGUGUCAUAUCAUUAAUUAUUGGCUAUGUCAUGAGUAAAGGAAAUGUACCACUUCCACCUUGUAGUCUACAACAACCUUUACCAGAUUUAUUAGUUAAAGCCAUAUGUGGAUCCAUACAACUCGGAAAUCAUCUUUAUGAUGUCUGUAGAGAAAGUUUACCAGCAAGAUAUCUUUCAAUUGAGGAAGCUGCUUCAGUAUUACGACCGUGUCUUCAGAUUUCUGCUGAUGAUCCACUGCCUAUUCGUUUAACAGAUGAGCAUGAAUUGUCAACAUUGUGUGGACAGUUGGCACAGUCAGGAGAAAACAACACUGCAAGCAUCAUCAUCAAUGAAAGAACCUCCACAUUUCAUUUAUCUCAAUGUUACAUUGUAUAUAUAGACACUCACAAACAUAGUUCCAGAGGAGUGUUAGUCAUGGCAGCCCAUCUUGAUGCUCUAAAGGACUUCUGCACACAAAUAUGGAAAAAUGAAAAACAUUGUGAAACGACCUUUGGAAACUUGGUGUUUGUGAAAUUCCAUUGAAGUCCAUCACCUUCAAUUAAUUUUGUUCUUCCGGUAGCACUGGAGCACCUGUAGAUUAUGUAUGGCAAUAAAAUCAGUGAAC